AUGGAUCUGCCUACCUCUUAUUGCGGUUUCUUUUUAAACAGCAGCAGCGCCCAAUACACACUCGGAUUCGUCACUCGCUUCUUCCCCUCCUCCGGUAAAAAGCUUCUGAGCGGUCCAAGGAUACAGCGGCGCGUGCUAAAUAAAUUACUUACAACAAUUGCGAUUUUAAUCUCUGUAAUCUUAACAUUUUCGUGAUCGCCAUUUCUUUUCUCCAUUUUCCUUCAACUAAUUCAAUUAGAUCCAUUUCUCAGAGGAAUUUAUUACUAGAUCUAACACUGCUCUGAUGGAUUUUCUUUUACGAGAUAGGUCACUCUCACUGCGUUGAGGCAUGGAUUCCUCUGUGGCACUUUUCAACCAGCUCAAGGUGAAUCAAGGAAAAAAAAGAAAAAACGCAAGCGAGAUGUUUGUGAAAAUGCCCCAAAGAAUGCAUUCGAGCAAAUAGCCCAUUGCACUUUUAAAAGCCGCGGAGCCCUUUUUCUUAUUAGCAGGCCCUAAUGUUAUCGAAUCUGAAGAGCAUGUUCUAAAGAUGGCUAGACAUUUAAAAAGUGUCGCAUCCAAGCUAGGAUUGCCGCUGGUCUUCAAAUCCAGCUUCGACAAAGCUAAUCGUACAUCUUCAAAAUCAUUUCGAGGGCCCGGGUUGGAAGAAGGUUUGAAGAUCCUUGAAAAGGUCAAAGUCACAUAUGACAUUCCAAUAAUCACUGACGUGCAUGAAAGCUACCAGUGUGAAGCUGUAGGAAGAGUUGCUGAUAUUAUCCAAAUUCCUGCUUUCCUCUGCCGCCAGACUGAUCUUCUAGUUGCAGCUGCUAAGACAGGAAGAAUAAUCAAUAUUAAGAAAGGCCAAUUUUGCGCUCCAUCGGUUAUGGUAAAUUCUGCGGAAAAAAUCAGACUAGCUGGGAACCAAAACGUGAUGGUUUGUGAGCGUGGCACCAUGUUUGGCUACAAUGAUUUGAUUGUCGAUCCAAGGAACUUGGAGUGGAUGAGAGAAGCAAAUUGCCCUGUUGUCGCAGAUAUUACACAUUCACUGCAACAACCUGCUGGGAAAAAGCUUGAAGGUGGCGGCGUGGCGAGUGGGGGUCUGCGAGAACUAAUACCUUGUAUUGCAAGGACAUGUGUUGCAGUUGGCGUGGAUGGGAUCUUCAUGGAGGUACAUGAUGAUCCCCUAAAUGCGCCUGUUGACGGUCCAACACAAUGGCCAUUGCGCCAGUUGGAGGAGCUUUUGGAGGAACUCAUAGCUAUAGCUCGGGUCACUAAGGGGAAAAAGCCAUUCAAAAUUGAUCUCACACCGUUUCGUGAUUAACCUGAAGCGGCCGAUAACAAAAGGCGCUGCAUCUGUGCUUGCAGAUCUGCCUACUCUGAUGUGAACCAGUUCGGUCUACGUAUCAGUAGUGUUAAAUGUCUUCUAUCGUACAUUUAGUCAUCGGUACCUACUUAUCGUAUUUUGGAAGCGGCUUCUGAAGACGUCAGUAAACUGUAGGUGUUUAUUGGAUCUUGUUGGAGAUUCUGGGAAAAUCGCUAUUCGAAUGAAAUGGUCGAAACAAGUUUUGAUUUCCAAUAAAACUUCCUCGAGAGCUCUUUGUUGCAGUUAUAAAUUUAAUUGUGAAUUCUCAGAUAUGGGGUUUUGCUUUU
Messenger RNA from Ananas comosus (pineapple), 1626 nucleotides. RefSeq names its product 2-dehydro-3-deoxyphosphooctonate aldolase. The record is from RefSeq and is a predicted model, not a curated record. NCBI's taxonomy places the organism in Eukaryota, Viridiplantae, Streptophyta, Magnoliopsida, Poales, Bromeliaceae. The transcript has 14 exons. Gene Ontology annotation, cellular component: cytoplasm; cytosol. Gene Ontology annotation, biological process: monosaccharide biosynthetic process. The coding region runs from base 527 to 1297 and encodes 256 amino acids. Gene Ontology annotation, molecular function: 3-deoxy-8-phosphooctulonate synthase activity.